CAAGACCAGGACCAUACUCUGUGGCUCCAAGUGUCAGUAUUCUGGCCCUAAAUGUGCGCUUCAAUGUUCCCAAGGAGGCCCAGAUGGUGCCAAGCUUCCUGGGAUGCUUUCCUUCUAUCCACACUUUGCACGUGCAGUCUGGUGGAGGUGACGAGCCCAUUGGAGAGCCCAAUUUCAACUUCUGGCUGGAGGCUAGCCCCAUCAAGUGCUUGAAGUCAACACUGAGAAAGGUGGUGGCCAAGAACUUCCGAGGGUAUGGCAGUGAGUUUUCAUUCCUUAGGUUCAUAUGGGAGAGGGCAAAGGUGCUUCAAAAAUUGGUGGUCGAUUUGGCUAGUGGAGAUGAUCCUGCUUUGAUUGAGGAGAUCCGCACCAAACUGAAAUCAGUUUGUGUGAAAAGGGUGAAAGGCCGCAAUUCAAUGUUUAUGCUGCGUUCUGGAGGAAGCAGAUGGUGCUUAAAGAUAGCGUCCAACCUUACCCGAAGUGACCCGUUUGAUUUCUGAUUGUCACCCUGGAAAGCAAAGGGUACCUUCGAACAACAGGGAAACCACAUUCCCAAACUCAGUUCGUCGAAAAAAGCAUUCUCAAACUGAUUAGCUUCUUCUGUUAGUGAUUAGUGAUCCACUUAUGUUCAGAACUUGAAAGUUUAUCUUCAUAUGUGCUCAUGCUUGUCUGCACAAUUUGGUACUGUUUUAUGG
This is a messenger RNA of Panicum virgatum (switchgrass), 695 nucleotides long. RefSeq lists its product as uncharacterized. Bases 84 to 500 code for a protein of 138 amino acids. NCBI's taxonomy places the organism in Eukaryota, Viridiplantae, Streptophyta, Magnoliopsida, Poales, Poaceae. The record is from RefSeq and is a predicted model, not a curated record. The transcript has 2 exons.